Messenger RNA from Chenopodium quinoa (quinoa), 2620 nucleotides. RefSeq lists its product as uncharacterized. The record is from RefSeq and is a predicted model, not a curated record. Bases 567 to 1292 code for a protein of 241 amino acids. Lineage: Eukaryota; Viridiplantae; Streptophyta; Magnoliopsida; Caryophyllales; Amaranthaceae. The transcript is spliced from 3 exons.
UUGGGAGACACAAAUGGGUGUCUUCAGUCACAAUCUGAUUCCGUCGUUAACCUUGGCUGACCAUCGUUAAUUCUUGACUUAUAGAAUUUUACCCAUAACAAUUUGCUCCUAAUUGCUAAAUAUGGACAACUAGAUACAUUUUUUUCAACUAAUAAAAAUAAAAUUUGAAAACAAAAAUAAGAAAAUACAAAAGAAAAAGACAAAAAGCAAGAUAGCAAGACCGUCGUUUUUCUUAGGGCGCACUUACCUUUGAGAAGUUAUUUCAACUUCCCACUCUUCCGUUAACCGUCACUUCAAGCCUUUAUUACCGAUACACAUUUUUGCGCUUCCCCAAGUUUCUACACACUAUAUCUCUUCUUUCUCUCUCAUUUGCUCAAGUUUCUCAGGCAAUUUCGAAGGCGAUCAGUUGUGUCUUGCGGUUUCUUGCUCUUUCUUUCAGGUAAUUACUUCAAUUUCUUGUCUUAGUAGUUUAAUUUCAGCGAAUGUCAAUUAAAAUUCCCAAAAAUAGAUCUAGGUUUUCACUUUGAGUUGUUGAAAAAAGGGGGCCAAUUAUUUCAGAAAAAGAAAUGGUGACCAAAGUGGAAUCAUUGAUGACUCCGGCGAUGAAAGAUGAAUUAGUGAAGAUGGCUAGGUUUCUUGAUAGUGCUUUUGCUCAUAUUUUGGGGAAGGGUAAUAGAGAAGAAGAUUGUCCCAAGGGUUACGUUGUGUUCUUUAGAUACCCAUUUGUGGAACCGAAAGCGACAUUCCCUUUCAAACCCUUAACUAGGUCUUUCUUUGAAUUGCUGGGGCUGAGUCCAGGGCAUCUUAUGCCAUCUGGAUGGAGAAUUAUUUCAAUUGUGGAGGAAGUUACUAAGGAUUGGGAAGAUAAAUUUACCUUAGAGGAUUUGGUGGAGGCCUAUGACAUAAAGAUAAGGAAUUGUCAUUUUGUGAGCUUAUUUAAGAGAGGGGAGCCACUGGUAUUGAAUACAGAUGUGAAUGACAGGGGCUGGGCUAAUCACGUUGUCUUUGUUAAAAAGACUUCUUUGGGUGUUGAAGGAGCAUGGUUAACAGAAAGGUGGCUAGAGGAUGAGCCUGCCUUUGAUUUUCUUGAGCCAACUGAGAAUUCUCAGGACAAGGUUAGACGGUUCCUCGAAGUCGACAACCAAAAGAGAACGUUUGUGAGGGUCAAACCAUCUUUGGGUGAUCCGUCGGGUCAUAAGCCAAAAGAUUCUCCGGUUGUAUCUCAAGGGAUCGAGGAUUCGGAGGAGACGAUGUCUACUCGAAAGUGGUCAAUGUUUCUUUGUCGUUGCUAAUGUCGUUACUUUUUUCUUUUGCUAAGCCGUUUGUUCAUUGUUAUCGUAUUUUAUCAGAAUCAACAGCGUAAGGAGAUCGUCGUGGACGGAGCAUGUCUUAGGCUGAUUAGGACCUUAAGAUGAUGAGGAAGUGGGGUCUGUCACCUCAAGAGCAGACACAGUCGUUGGCGGUCGACUAGACGAAGCAUCUUCAUACCUCGUCGCCAUAAAAGGUCGGAGAUGAGUCUGCGACCAUUACUUUUUCUCCGUCUCCUCCACGCAAGCAACAGAAGAGCGAGGAUGCUACUGCGAUUCCUAUUGUUGAAGAACGCUUUCCAGUAGAUUCCUCAGUCUGCAUAGAGAGAAGCAUCAUUCUUUGUUUCUGCUGUUAGAUCAGCUUUUGUUUCCUGGGUCUAGGUAAAGCUUGGCUGGGACCUCUGCUUUGGAGAUAGCCUCGGAGGCUGCUACUGCUCAUCUCUAUUGUUUGUAGAAUUCACUAGUUUUGAGGGAGAGGGUGAUCGGAUUGGCUAAGGAAAUGAAAAUGUUGGAUAAUGCUGCGAAGGAUGCCGACUCAAAACGUCAAAUUGCCACGAGGACGUUUUAAAUGACCAAAAUGGAGCUUGACGAUGUGAAGAAGAAGGUGCAUAAGCUGGAAGUUCAGUUGGGAGAGAAAUCUAGGAAGGUGGAUGAACAAUCUCAGCAGUUGGAUGAUCAGGACAAGCAUCUAAAAGAGCAGGCUCGACAAUUGGUAGACAAGGUUACUGUGAUCAAGGCUAAUGAGGAGGCUUUGUCGAAGGCACAGGAAGGGCUGUCGUCGGUGAAGCAGGAAUUGGAAGACGCUUUGGACGACAAUGCGGAGUUAGAAAUUAAGGUUAAGCCUCGGAGUGGCAUCUACAAGAGGACAAUCGUUUCUUAGCCAAUGGCAGAACCCUUGACGAGCUGAGGGAUUAUGUUGCUGUAGCUUCGACUGUAGACUCAGGGUUGGCUCCAUCGAUCACUGCUCCUUUAGCCAUCAUCGUCGUCGAAGCUCAACCUACUGUUGUCGGGAAACAACUUGAGGAAGAUGUCGAGGUAUUACCUUCGACAAACUAAGGCAUUGAUGACAAUGUUCGUGCCGAGGACGUUGUCAACGAGCCGAUCGUCGACGAAACUGGUGUCGAUGCUUGAUUGGCAUCGUCAGUGAUGGUUUGUUUUCUUUGUGUAUUUUGGACAAGUUUGAUUUUGUUGGAGAAAUGUGCUUUGAUUUGUUUUUUAUUUUUGUACUUUGUUCCACUUGAGGGCAACUGGUUUCUUUUGAACAUAUUCGUAUGCUUUGACGUUGUUACUUUAUGGUAUUUUGCUUUCCACUA